Molecule: messenger RNA, 14958 nt
Organism: Lethenteron reissneri (Far Eastern brook lamprey)
Lineage: Eukaryota; Metazoa; Chordata; Hyperoartia; Petromyzontiformes; Petromyzontidae
Product: protein lin-28 homolog B-like
Biological process (GO): pre-miRNA processing
Cellular component (GO): nucleus; cytoplasm
Molecular function (GO): mRNA binding; zinc ion binding
Source: RefSeq, a predicted model, not a curated record
GCUGACCAAUGUGCUGACCACCCGCUUAGCUGAAGCCUCUUUUGUGCCUUUUCUCAAGCCUCAUCGCUCGCGCGCUGGAAGUGCAUUCUAUAGACCACGCGGGCGCAGGGCCGACGGGAUACCAUGGCUGAAGCUGGGGCGAGCCGAGGGCCGGGUGAAGAGGGCCAGCAGGUGUUCCACGGCACAGGCUAUUGCAAGUGGUUCAACGUGCGCAUGGGCUUUGGCUUCAUCGCCAUGACGAACCGCGAGGGCCAGCCGGUCGACCCGCCGCAAGACGUCUUUGUCCACCAAAGCAAGGUGUUCAUGGAGGGCUUCCGGAGUCUGCGCGAGGGCGAGCCGCUCGAGUUCAGCUACCGCAAGUCGGCCAAGGGCCUGGAGACGAUCCGCGUGACGGGCCCCGGCGGGGCGCCGUGCGCGGGCAGCGAGCGCCGGCCCAAGGGCAAGGUGGUGCCCAAGCCGCGACGGCCGCGCGGAGACAGGUGUUACAACUGCGGGGGGCUGGAUCACCACGCUAAGGAGUGCACCCUGCCACCGCAGCCCAAGAAGUGCCAUUUCUGUCAAAGCACCAGCCACAUGAUGGCCAACUGCCCGAUUCGGGGUGCGGGAGGCCCUCCAGCCGGGCCCUCUUCCGGACCGGGCCACUUCGGCCCUCACCCCGAGUCAACCUCGUCCCACUCUCCCUGACCCCCCCACCCCUGACCUCCACCCCCCGGCUCCCCCCCCCCCUACCCCACUGGCAGAAGUGGGGUAAACCCUCAACGUUGCCAAAAGGAUGGUGGUUCGUUUGUGUUUUUAGAAAGAUUUUCUAGGUCUGUCUGUGUGUGUGUGUCUGUGUGUGUGCGUUUUCAGUAAACAAUUUUUUUUUAAGUUUUAAUUUUUUUUCAUUUCGAAAAUCGUUUUUUUUGCAUUUUUGUUAAGUAUUUAUCUUUUACAAGAGUUCGACUUUUACAGGUUACUUUGUUUUUUUUUAUGCUACUAUCCUCGUAGCUAUUUGAAGGACAUGGAAUGUAUGGAUUAGUCUUGACGUAUCAGUAAAUACCAGGGUCUGUGCUUAUUUAACAAUUCUUAAUUGGCGCUUCCUUAAUUAACGAACAAAAAAUUGUGAAAUACCUGUCAUUUUAUUCAUAAUUAACCUCAAAGUAAUACGUUCACUAAUUUUAAAUUAACACUUUGUCUUAAGAGUUUAAUCUUAAAUUAACCCUGACCUAACAGUCCCUGGUAACAAUCAAUCAGAAACCCUAAUCAAUGACGAGUAUCAAAAUAUAAAUAAGAUUACGAUUUCAAUCAUUUUAUUAGAGAUAGUACAUUAGGAUUAACAAGGAAAAUAUUUUUACAAGAUGUGUUUUAAUGGAGGGUAAAUGACGUGUUACAAAACUUUUUAAAUAGGCUUACAUUUUUAAAAAUGAAUUAAUAUAAUCUCUAAGUUUAUUACUUCAUCUCCAAAUAUUGAUCAUUGCCUCCGAACAAAUUGACUUUUACAAAGUGGGGCAAAUAAUAUUACAAGACAGGGCAUUAUAUUGAAUACCUUCAGAGUAUUUUGUAAGAACCCAGGUCCUUUGUUUGGAGGGAAGUAAAAAAAAAAACAGAACAUAAUUCGACUUUUAAUUAUUUUUACUUUCGGGUUCAAUCGUUUUUUGUUGUUUUUGGAGGUGAUCUUCGUGAAACAGCUACUUAUUAUUUGCUAAGACGACAAAAGGCCUCUGUGGUGGCAUUCUUAACGGGUACCUCUUGGCGGUGUCGUACCUCGAUGGAGGGUCCCGCAGUGGUCACCCUCCUCACACAGUUUCGCCAAUCCUCCGUUUGACCACUGCCCAGUUGUAGUCCAGCCGGUAGCGUAACCACAACCUACAGUUUACCUCAUUUGAAUGGUGUUAUCUUGAAAACAUGGCUGAUGCCAUGCACAAUAAUGAUGUACAAUAAUGUACAGAUUUUUUUAAAGAAAAUUGUUAUUCUUGUUGUCAGUUUACGAAACAAAUGUCAAUUACGGUACUACACUGCGGUUCUUUACUUACAGGUCACGAAUAUUAUAUUUCGGAUACAAAUGUGUACGACGUAGAAUACUAACCAAGGUUAUUAUUAUUUGAAAAUAUUGAUCAUCUCUAGGCGAUUGUUACUUUUGAUGUAGCCAUUCAAGUUGUUUACAUUUUAAAUAGCUACAGUGUUAGCGUUAUGUUUGAUGUCUGCCAUAGCCGACUGGAAUUUCUGGUGACGGUGGAGAUGUCAUUUAGAAUUUACCAUCGACUGCUUGCGUGGUGAAACGUUGCACAAAUCUCUGCAGCGGGACAUUCAAACCAAAACUUGCUUGCAAUUGGCUAAAGGGGUGUGGGGGUCUAAAUGGUGUGACUGACAACCAUCAACAUAUUGGGCUCUAGGAGGGAAAAAAGUUAAUUCGCUUUGAUUGUAAUUCCAGUAUGUUCUGCGUAACCCCCUUAAACAACUUUUGGUUAAGUCCUUUGGGGCGUACAACAUUGGUUUUAGCCGACUGCAAAUCGAUGUGAUCACGUGUGGGUUUCAUAAGCCAAUUGCAAGUUCUUGAACAUUUCAAACGAGUCCUUUAUUCACAGGACGUACAUUUAUUUCAAUGAGAAGUUGAAGCCUAACAGCAUGAAGGUUACAUUUCUGCUUGAGUACUGUGUGGUUUUGGGACAGGCUGAAGUGCUCACUUCUGUCAGCCUGUAGUCCGCGUGAGUUCUGUACAUUUUUCCUGGAUUUGGUUUCUCAUCAUCGAGCGUCACUCUUGGCUCAAGAAUAAAGCUGCUUUAGGCCCAGGGCCGAGGGGCAGGAGAUUUUUUUCAAUGCUCACCAGUGGAGGCCCUCGAUAGGUUACCUUGUCAGGAAAGUGCCUAGGCUUUGUAGGCCUCAUGCAACUAAAAGACCCAAGAUUCUACUGAAUGUUAUUUUUGUUUGUUUUCGUGGCUUUGUACAAUCCUACCUCAGUGUCAACUUUUACCAAAAAAAAUUCUAAAAUCUGAAAUUUUAAAACUUGAAUGUUAAGUUUUGAAAUCGUUAUCGCUGUGUUGUGUGUUGCUGCCUUUAACAGAGGUGAAGCACAUUAUUUUAAUUGUUUUUACUGUUUUCACGUGUUUUUUUUUUAACAUACGAUUGUAUUCCUCAUUUGUGUCGAUCCGAUACAAUGGUUCCGGUAGCAUGUCCGCGUUCGCUCGUCAUUUACAUUCACGUACCAUAGCAAUCCUUAAACGAGCAGCGAAUGUUAACAUUCGGCAAGAACAACAGUCAGCACGUUUACGGAUUCCAUUGCGCUUCUAAAUUCAAGCUUAUUUCUUUACAGUAUACGGCAGCGCGUUUACCUUAGAUGUAUUAAGUAUCUACAAAAAUUACCAAUAGAAUGUAGAGUGAAUAACAAAACAACACAUUUGCAGCGGGGUUUUAUUUUCGUGUAGACGGUGGCCCAUGCCAUUCCCUAUUUCGCAUAACCCAGUGAACAUGAAACGUUGGGCUGACACCUGGAACAACGUUGCACGUGUACUGGGGUAGUGCUAUUGGUUGAAAGUCACAAAUAUAAAACACUACACAAGUUAAGUGAGUUUGACUGCAGUAAAAAAAAAAAAGCUUAACUUUGAUGUACAUUCCUUUUUUUUACUUUUAUAAUUUUUCUACUGUUUUUAUCGCAACACUCAUCGUAAUCCUGACGGAAAUCAUGAAAUCUAAUUCCUCCCAAUUGGACCAUUCUCCUUCCUGAGUGGUGUUUCAGCCACUGCCGGGUGAUGAUUGGGGCUUCUCAGUGGUAAAGUUCAGUUUGACCCAAUCUCCAUAAUAGAGGUUUUUGGAGAAGAUUGCGUAAAUAUAAAUGUGUCGCGAAAAAAAAAACGUGGCAAUUCGUGACUAGUUCAGCACAUCGGUGUGUUGGAGUAAACCCACAACAUUAAACUGACUAACCUGUAUGGGGAGAAUACAUUUUUCCUCAAACCAUAAAAAAUUAGUACUCAAAUGGUAAAUGUGGCAGGUUUAACGACGCAUGUAUACCUGUGCGAUCUAACCCAAUAACCUCUUAUGGAUAAUAUUGGUCGCGAAAGCCUACGUGUUCAUUUGACCAAGUUUAUUGACAGUUGAGACCCAUUCAAUGAACAUUGACCAUACGCUAGCAUCUGAAAGUCGUAAUACAAUUCAAACAUGUAUAUAUCAUACAAUUAUGGUAGACAUAGAAAGUUUGUUAUGCUUUAUUCUUUGCAGAUUUGGUUUUUUUCUUUUUGCUAAUGACCGCAAGGUUGUUAGAGCUAACUACUGAAAUGUACUAAACACUGAGUUACGAUAUCACAAUUAAGCAGCCUGGGUGCCAUUGUUUGGACUCUAGGAAGAAUUCAUGGUGUGAGCAAAGCAUUGUCAGGCACUCACUUUUAAUACAUUAUUAUAAUUAUUACAAGCCGUUCUCUUCAAAAGACCAUUUUUAUAUAAUUAUCGUGGUUUUACCCAUUUCAACAUUAGAUUCACGUUUUGUAUAUUGUUUUAUUACACAUUCAGUUUUUUCCAAAAGGUUGGAUGGCAAAUUUGUGAAUGAAUGUUGCCAAAAGAGGCUUUUGUCAAGAUAUAUGAAUGUAAAAAGAAAAGAGGAAAAAAAUCGUCUUGUUCCUGUUUAAACAGGCGGAAAUAAUACAACAUCUGUGUGCGCGUGUGGCAGUGUUUAAUCGAGCGGUGGUGCAGCGAUUAGCGUGCUGCGCUACGAACCUGGUGACCCGGGCUCGAUUCCCGCUCACAGCCAACAUCAGCGACGAUUAUCUGAACCGGUCCUGGGCCUCCCCGAAGUCGACAGCCUCAAAUGAGUACCUGGUGCGGAGCGUAAAAACAUCGCUACCAGGGAGACAAAGGCGGCUGGACGUGGUGCUGGCCACCCACCCCUUCGUGUUCCGUUCUGGCCUUCAUAGGUGUUCGCUAACAGCACUUGCCCCAACAGUCUGUUAAGGCUAUACACGGGGGAUCGUUGUUAAUCGAGCUGCCAAAGCAAGGCACAAGACAUUCGCCUCUGAUGUCAUGAUCAGUCUACAAGCCCAGACCAAAUGCCACUUUAGCAAUGUCCAAUUCCUUGGCCUGGCCAAUAAACGGUGGAUUACGUGAUGACCACUUCGGGUUAUGAAAUGAGUCGCUCGUAUUAGCCGUUUUAAGUGAAUCGGUACUGCUAAAGUCUUUGCAACCUUAACUGGUAUUGAAUUCUGCUCUGAUGCACGGACUCGAUGUCUGUGCAUGCUUUGUUAUUGAAAGCUGCAAACUUAUUAGCAGAGCAACAAUUUCUGCCAGUUACGAGAAUGGACUCAUCCCUGGUCGGGCUCUUCUUUGCAAGUUCGAAUCGCUUAGACAAUGGAAUUGUAGCCUCCUUUAUCUCAGAGACAGAGAGAUAUAUAAGAGGUCUCAAAGCGGAGAUGUCCUUUCGAAGGGAGUCAAGGAGACUUGGCUGGCCAUUAGCUGGUUGUUGUAAACGUUGCUGCCGAGACGAUAACACAGCAUAUUGUAGAUCUGAAGCUUUCGUGACUGCAAGGAUUCAUACUCUCAGGUUUUUUCGGUAAAGUCACGUAGGUAAAAAAUAAAUAAUGAAAAUAAUAGAAAUAAUAAUAGAAAUGAAAUAAUAAAUAUUGUAUUUAAGAGCUUGGAAUUUUGCCUCACUUGAUACAGUAAAUUUAGCUGUGACGGUCCCACCUGAUGACGGAGACUUGUGUUGCCUCCGAAACUUCGUGAUUUAUUAUUUUAUUUCUAUUUCUAUAAAUUGUAUUAUUAAUUUUUACCUACGUGACUUUACCGAAAAAACCUAAGAGUAUGAUAACACAGCAAUGUGCUCUUGCGCGUUCCAUUCCAAACACGGGGGAACUGUACACUUGGACACACUUGGCCACACGUGGCAGAUGAUGUUGUGUGAAUGGAGAGCGAAUGGCUCUGCUGCCCAAUUGCUUUGCUGGUUUGGUGACUGACGCACCCUGCCGAUGCUAGGACAUCCUCAACAAAAGUGUACGCGGUAGUGAUGAAGAGAGGGAAAAACAAGGACAUAGGGUUUAAAAUUCGACUUGGGGACUUCCUUUGAAAUUUAAGCGACGGAUAAGUCUUGAGCAUGCUUUGUUUGCAUUUAAAAAAUAAUUGGGAGGAAUGAAAUGGUAAACAUUUAAAAACAAAAAAUGAGUGUCCAUUGUUACCAUAUAAUUCUAUAAAGUCAAAAAAGUGUCUAAGGUUAUGCACAUUUUUUUUUUACUCAUUUGUAUGAGAAUUGCAUUUGUAGGGGCGUGAAUUGGAAGUGGUAACAUCUAUUAAUGGUGUUUUCCUUCCUCGUCCAAGUAAAUAUGAAGAAAAGACACAAAAAAGAUUGAAGGAAAUUUUAAUGGAAAUUGAUCAAAUUCAGCCAAAGCUAAAGAAUUAUUUUGUCAAGUAUUUUUAAUGAUGUGGAAUUUAACGUGGCAUUUUAGAUUUUGCGGGUUGCAUUAUGGUAUGCGCGAGCUGUAUCUAUAAUUUGAUGCUGUGUCCAUAUUGUUUAAAGUAUUAUCUGUGUUUAUAGCAUGCGUGUGAUUAAUUAUUCUUGGAAUUCAAAAACAAAGCUCAAGAUAUAAAAAUGCAACGUUAUGGUACAAACAUGACACGUAGCUGGUUGAGAUGGGUUACAUGUCAUUGGCUCCAUGGAUAUAAUUCUUGCCCUCUGGCGAGAGACGCGUGAGGGUGAGAGUACGGCGCUGUAGGGUUGUCACAAAAUUGCUGGGGUGUGUUUGGUCGCUCCAUUACGAAUGCUAACCGUUGUGUGCUGGGAGUGGCGUGCUGAAUCUUGUGGCGCGUUCGACUUAAUUAGAAGUUUAGGAUCGUUGAGUAGACCGUCCGUUGCCGGCACCGCCAAUGCAAGAAUUUCCUACCAAAGCGUGACCUGAUGCUGCUCGUCACAGCAAGUGUAGAGACGGCGGCGGUGUGUGUGUUGUUUCGUGUGGUCGUGCGUUCUCGUGCGCGCGUGCGCCGUCUUUCUCUCUCUCUCUCUCUUGUAUUAUUGUCCUUUCUUGAUAUAUAACCGAAUCUUUUUCAAAGUGUAAUCUCAGGACCGUGUGUGUGCGCUACUACUCAGGGAUUGUGCUGGCAAAUAUUCAGGGCUGGAAAUUGAAGUAGUUUUAAACGGAUCUUUUACCAAUGUGUACGACGACGUUUGUGUCCUGCACGCGCGCGCAGGACGAGUGGCUUGACUUUGUGCGCCCCUUGGUGGCUGACGAGACGGUAGCAAUGAUGCAGUGGGAUCGCGAGGCCCACGUCUCUAUCUCUCUUUCCGGGGUUCGAUCUCCCCCCGAGGAGUGCAAGAUCAACGCAAGUGAAAUCGCGCCAAUGCGAAUCUCAUUCUGGCAACAGUUUUGAAUAUAGGCAUUAAAAACGAAGUCGGUACUGCACAAUUACACCAGGAGGCAAUUUAAAUAAUGUACGGGGCGAACAAGUUAUAGAUGUCCCGGUAAAAUAAUCGGGUGACAAUAUGAGAGGAAACAACAUUUUAUUGUUGUUUCCAAUCUCUCCGCACGUGUUUCAUCUCGUAACGCUAUCCCCCCGUGCGACACGGAGCCAUCGCUUUCACAAUACUCAAUCAGCUGUUGAGUAGGAAGUAAGAGAGGGGCAUCGGAAAUCAGUUGGGUAUCUAAACAAUGUAUUGCCACCCCAUAUUUACAUAACACCGAUUUGAUUUUUUGACAGAGCGGGCCUCUUCGCAGGGGCAUCUGACAGCGAUAUGCGCCUUACGUCUCAUUUUAAAGAGCUUCCCUUGGUGGGAGAUGUCUCUGGGCACAAGGUGGCUCAGCCUGCAAAUGGGCAUUAGGUGGAGGUGAGGGGGACGUGGGGGGGGGAAUACUUGCUCGGUGUAAAUUUUGGAUAUUUUUGUUCUAAUUUGGCAAAUUUGGAGCAUGACACCGGCACACAAGAGCCACGUAGACUUGUUCUAAUUACUCCAGGGGGUCUUCUAACGUGCACUGUGAAGCGGAUGGCGUGUAGUGUUAUUAUGGUUAUCACAACCACAGUAUUAAUCAGGGAGCCCGCUGGGCUCGAACCCCAAAGGACAUGCCGUUCUUAAUAAUAUAAUUUAAGGCUCGUUGAGAAUGGUUCAUUGUUGUGUUGCUCUGGUUAAUCCGAACAAUUCACGUGUGCAUUUCGCACACACACAAAAAAGUCCUGAAAUUUAAUCGAAUGGUUUUGAUGUUCCGCAACACAUUUUUAAAAUAUUUUUUACCUAGCACAAUGAUGGGGUUAUGCCAGUUGGCUCUGCAGUUGCCGUUGGCUGAUGAUAUUAUACCACGCUGUGUAACGCUUUAUAUCAAAAAGGUUCGUAAUGAACGACGAUGGCUGUGCGUACACGUACAGCCCUUCGUCAAACCACUGCUGAAUGAGGGCCACGACGAGAAUGGACAAAUCGUACAAUAAUCGAUAAGCCAUAGAAACGUUCAAAUAAUCGCCUCUUUUUAUAAGAAAAAUUUACCCUGUAAUAUCUCCGAGUGAGUAUCCGUAAAUACAAGUCACCGUAAAGCUUGUUUAAAAAAGAAAGUAUGUUCCUUUAUCAUUUUUCAUGCAAAAAGGACUUACUGUAAUACAGUACUGUAUCCUAAAUUCCCGCUUGAAAUAAUCUCCGUAAUUUGAAAUUAGUCGACUCGAUUAUCCACGUUAAUGAUGGGGAGGACGGAUGCGGAUAAUUCUAAAUCGCGCAUAAUCCAAAAAUAUCUAUUUUCCACAGAUCCACUAAUACAUGUAUAAAUUAAGAAUGAAUAUUAACGAUUGACCAAUCGAUGCGCGUGCUCAGUGAUAACACUUUCUUGCUCCCGUGCAGACGACUUGGCCCACUAAGUGGAUAGCAGAGCCAUGCCAAUCAAUAUUAAUCAAACUCCUCCCACUGUUAUAAAAAAUAUGCAACUACUGUACUGUAGAGGCGAUCACGUGCAUUUCGGAUUAACCGGAGCAACAUAUUUGUUCGGUUUAAGCACGUGACUUGUUUGUAUAAUUGUUUUUAGAUUAUUAAUUUGGGCUUGAGGGAAAAUCCACGAGUUAUUAAUUGAUAUCAAAAUCUCAGGUGCGCGGUUAAUCCGCAGAUCGGCUAAACCGCACGCGGAUAAUCGAGUUUACUGUGUUUUUUUUUCGGCUUUGAAUAUAAUCUUGCUCUGAACACGUUUGUUAAAAUGACAUCUCCAAUGGCAUCUCCCAUCAAUAAAGAGGUUGUUUUUUUAUGUAUUUAAUGUCAUCUAAAUAUAACGUACGGCAUUUUCAAUGAAUUUGGACCUACUUUAAUCGUGAACAUGUUACCAUUUGUUUAAAAAUGUUUGCUUACUCACAGUAGUUGUAAAACUAUCGAGGUCGUAUUGUAAAAGGUGCGUUCUCUCCAAUACAGCUCAAAUAUUGCUCCCAUGUCUUGAUGAAGCCAAUUAUGAUUAAACUACGUACAGUGCAAGGGGUAUAGGCCAAAUAUGCAAAUUCUGCAAAAUUACCCUCCAAGUUACUGAAAUUGUGAUUAUAACAUAGCAGUAACAUCGCCCCCGCACCCCCACUCUGCUACGAAUAUUCGGUAGGACCCUCCUGAAAAUAGUCUUGGGACUCGGUGAAAAUUUCCUGGUCAAACAAGCAUCAACAAUCAGAAAAUAAUGUUAGUUAUAAUAAGAACAUUGACACACUCGUGUUUUGCGUAUCACCAGCAGCUGUUGUAAGCAAAACGAUUUUUUAAAAGGCGGGAUGUAAUCUAAUUUAAAUAAAAUCUAUAUCAACAAAUUCAAACGUGACCUAUAUAUCGGAACAUUGGGUGAAAUUGAAACAGCCGUGCAAAUAUAGCCUCAUUAAAUAGUAAACAAGGCAAUCUGUUUUUAAUGCGAUACACUAAACCAUGCAACUCGCUUUCAUCAUAAGCUACCUCCCAUUGUCUUCUGCUGCUCACCCCCACAGAAAAUUAUUGCAUUUCCCUAAGCGUGCAUUGAUAUUUUUUAGCCGUAUACAGGUGGAGCAGUUUACAAAUCAUCAUGCGACAAACUCUGUGAGCCCAAAACUCUCUCCGUACGCUUGCCAUACACGGCCGCGUACUUAAAACAGACUGUCAAGUCUGCUGGUAAUUGUAGUAAUUAAUCUUAGCCUAUGUAUUGUGUAGCUGAAAAUGCUGUAUGCAGAUUAAAUGCAGACUAAAUUGAUGCCAGACAUAUGACCAGUGUUUAUAUUGAAACAAAUCUAUAUUAUUCAUUGCUGUUAUGAAAAUGUCGGGGGGAUUUUGUUUGCUUAACACGGACUAUUGCGACCAAUAUCCAUGAUAAAUGUGUUUUGGGUUAGAUCGCGUAAAUAUGAAUGUGCCAUUAAACCCACCACCCCCACCACCACCUGACGCAGCCAAUUAGUAAGGUUUGUCACGUAAACAAAACGCGCCCAUUAGUUGCUACUUCAGCACGCCGGUGUGUUGGAGAGUAAACCCGCAACGUUUACAAUUUGAGUACCGCGAGAUUUUCGCUGGGGGCAAUUUGCCUGAAUUGGCGAAGAAGCCCUCUUGUUUUGGUCUCCACGUGUGAUUAUGGAAGCCAAAGUGGCAUAGGUGGAAAAAACCCAAUUUUUCCAGCGGCAGGCAUCGGGGGUUUUUUUUUUUUAGAACCAGUUAAACCGGAUUUCUCCCAAUCUCAGAUGAUCGGGUUUAAUAUAAAAGACAAUUAAACCCGUUCGUGUGACGGGAGCAGCGUCCGAUCGAGCCAGCGAGUCGCCUCGAACGUUCCGCGAGCAAUAGCUGCCACAGUGCGCCGCAAAAAAAACGGAGCGGACACUGAUGUAAUUCACGCUUUCAGCUGUACCCGACGGAGCCGGUCAAGUCAAAGUUGACGCAUCGCACGGGUAAAUGCACCAAUUAAUUUGGUGUACCGGCACAAACGGAGAAAUGUUGAAAAGCAAGCAAAGUUUUGACAAUUUUAUCUAAAAAACUAAAAUGUUUGCUUUAUCUUCAACAUUCCGGUUUUCUGAAUCAAGUGGCAUAUUUGUUCACGUGACAGAUUGACUUGGUUGGCUCUGUCUUGUGGUGGUGGGUUAUAGUUAAAGAUUGGCAUUAUACCUACGUGAUCAAACCCAAGCGUAACUCAUUAUGAAUCGUAACAUUGAUCAUGAAAGCCUACGUAUAAGACGUGAUGUCGUCUUCACGUAAAAAAAGUGUUUUUACAAAUCCCAUUGGCCACAAGGCAUUGAGGAGUGCAUAAUUCCAGCAGUAUUGAUUAAAUACAAGCAAACUGUGGACUUUGCCUUCGAUAGUGUAUCAUCAGCACAGGCUUAAAUAAGUUGCCCUAUUUGUCUUAAAAUGUGUUUCCAUCUUCAUGUGUUCAUGAGCUGCCUUUUUGAGUUACUGUGCAAGAUUCCGUUCCACAUUAAUGGGCAAUAUUGAAUUGCCACGCCGGUGGUGUUUUGAGUACUGAAUGAGACACGUGGGACACGAGACUUUGGUUAGUGGGAGUGGUGCAAAUAUGGACAUAAGCAAGAUGUGCUUUCAGCUUGCAACACUCAUUACAAUACAAAUGACAGCUGAGGGAUUCUUGUCUGUGAUGCACUGCAACCAUCAUUCUCGCCUACAAUUCGCACGGUUGGGUACGUACGGUGCGAAAGAAGGUCAACGUACGGUCCAUACACGGAGAAAGAAAUGGUUCAUCGCUUGAUGCAAUAAAGCAAAGCAGCCUCUGUGUGCCUUAUACAGCCGGCUGUGUUUUUAGACGUGAAGUUGUGCAAGUCCAAGGUUCUGUUUAAUGCGCUACGGUGGCCUGGAAGAAUGUGCACUGUGAUAAUCCUUACGAGAGUGCGUAUUUUAAAUCACAGCAUCCACACGCUCGUGUGCUUUCGAACUUCUGCGACUGUGCGUGCGAAUUAUAGUUGCAAUUUUCAUGUUUUUAUAGCACAGGCAAACACAAGGUCAGUUUGCAAGCCUGAUACAAAAUGCGGAUUUAUUUUUGUUUUAAGGCGAGAAUUGUUUUUAAUGGGAAACCUUUUUGGGCAAAUGUGGCAUCUUGUAAAAUAUUUAUUAGUGCGUUUUGAUAACUUUGAUAACCACUUAACGUUGAGCUUUAAUGCAUGUGUUGUCCGUGCUGACAUCUCAGUGUGUAUGCUCUGUAGACAUCGGAAACAAACGCUUCUCAUAGGCAUCAGAAUCUUUAUUUAUCUUGGAAGAAUCCAAUCAGCUACGAGGUUAUGAAGGAUCACUUGCGUGUCACCGUGGCUGACCUUUAGGAUUGUCACUUAGCUUAGUUUUUUUUCGUACGAUUAGAUAAAGAUAAAACGAUAAGUGUAAAAAGUACAAAUAGAAGCCAAAACCACCCUGUUGAAUUCCACUGUAUAAUUUGUUUUAAUUUCUUUGUAAUCAUCUUUGUAAAAGUAUUUUAUAUCCAAUAUCCAUAUCAAGUUAUAAAGUAGAACAAAAUUUGUAGCCUUGUUUUAAAAAGAUUGUAAAAAAAGAAAACCUACCCUUUGUUUAAAUAUACAGUGCCCCCAAUAGUCUUUGUGAACAUAAUGAACAUACAGUUUGAGGUCAUUUUUAUAGGGCAGAUACAAUGAACCAAAGAAUCCUGGCUUGCUGUGGCUGGUUUGAAAUGUUUUCACUUGUGGUUAUUUUGUACUUUGGUAAUGGCAUAGGAAUCUCUGAAGUUACUUGAAUGUGUCUGAGUUUCUGGGCUUUUUCUGCCGGCUUCAAAGCCAAAAUAUGAGACCAGUAUUUUGUACUUGCAGUAUUCAACAACAACAAAAACCCAGAAAGUUCCUUCCCAUGGCGUUUCCGAGCAUUUGUCUUAAAUGAUAAGCAGGGUGAGCGAUAACAAGUAUAACCCGUAAAAACAAAGUUUUUCACUACAAAUCCUUUAUAUGCGUGGCGGCUAGAGUCCUCUCGUCCUCUGGCUUGAGAUGGCUGCCACCUAUGGGUCAGAUGAUUGCAUGGCAGCAUUAAGCAAUUGGUAAUUAAAUAUAAUAUUUUUGUCCUAAAAAGUGUACAAUUUUGGAAAAAAAAUUUUCACGAACAUUAAUUGUCACGCACAACGAGUCUGUGUGGAAAAUGUCAGCUCGAUUGGAUCAUGGGAAGUGGGUUAAAAAACCACCGAAAGAUUUGCACGGUCCUAAGCAAGCAAGCAAGUGAAGUUAAUAUAAAGGAUUUAAAAAUGCUGCCAACUUUAAAUACAAUUACAGUGCCGAUCCUUUGAGAGAGUCUCGUGCGUGCACAACUUGCGUUGUUGAGUCCGCGAUUCCAUCGGCAAUCAUCUGGACAAAUUCCCCUCCCCGCGAUAUUUUUUGCGCCAUUUCCCUGCGGAGGGUGACGAAAGCACCGACGUAAAGAUGAACCCCAAUCGCGGCCGCCUCCACCUCCUUUCCUACGACCGACCGCUUCGAGCGACUCAUGAUGAUGGGCAAUGGCACAUUGGGAAAAGUUGAAUAAGUCGUGCACUGCUGUCAACAUUAAAGUAUUCCACAAGAGCACAGCUUUAAAAAAAAGAAUUGUCAUACUUUAGCAUAAACUAAAAUAUGCCAUCAUGUUUUACAGCUACGUUGCAGUGUUUGGCUUUUGGAAUGUAAAGUCAUUUGUACAGGCAUUAGUAAUCCAGUGUUUACUGAUCUAGCAAAUUCCUUAAUUUAUACUCUAUUAACGUUUACUGAAGCUGGCAAUUGUGCUUCUGGGUUCUACAGAAGCAGAGAAUAUGGGUAUUGAGACGACACCUCUGGAGGAGUGUAACUACAGGUGUUAAGAAGUUAAGACACCCAAGCAGACUCCCAUUGCCAGGCAUCGUAAUAUGCGCGACCACACAUUCUUGUGCUAUAAAACGCAAAUAUGCUUUGAUAAUAUAUGCAGUCCUUGAAACCGAUUGGCCUGCACCAGAGACGGCCUCCUUUGUGGCAUCAUCUCACCAGUGCUACACCCAGAAUGCGAGCAGUACAAGGACAAUGCAACCACAAAAGCAUUAAUUGCUUGCGUCCAGCCGUUAAGUUAGUUACUGAUGUGUGGAAAGAAGCAGGCUGUUACAGCCUGCUGCCCAAACUACUCAUACUGAGCGAGUCUGAGGCCGACAUUUAACUGCUUUUUUGUCCAUGAGCCUAGGCCAGAUAUUUCACUUGUCAGUACCACCUGAGGUGGCGUAACUUUAUCGGCUCCAAUUUCUUUACGUGACCAAUGACGGUGAAUUACGACCAUUUAAAAUGAGUGGGUUAUCAAGCGACAUGUUUACUAAUAAAGUAAUUGUCUACUAUUAUCAAAUAAUCCACUCAUUUGCCAUUAAUACAUUGUUACAGCUAAGGUUUUGCUACAUUAGGUGGUACCGACAUCUGCUCUGGCCCAUGGACUACUUGCUAUCGCGCCCAGAAGAAGCCCACUCUGCCGUGCAUCUGUUACGUAACAAAAUAUCACGGUGGUGAGAUGUUAACUUCCUCGCCUGGUAUACAGGAGGUCGUGGUUUCGAUCCCGACACCGACACCUGUUGUAUAUUUGGAGAUUGCAUGUCACUCCUCGUGGUCACGUGGAUUUACCUGGUAAAAUAACUAUAAAAGGUUUAGUUUUAAUUUAGUUUUGAUGAUGGUAUCUGCAUCUAUUUUAACUUACCACAGCUGCAUUGAAUGUGCCCUUUAACAAACCUUAGCAUAUUUCAGAAAAGUUGGUACAACAGGCUUACUACUUAUUCCUGAGCUGGCAAUUACAAUCGUGAAUGUACACAAAUAUCUGCUGGUCAACUAUUGUUUUUUUUCUUUAAACAGUUUUCCACCAAUGGGUCGCGUUGCCACGCAUAUCAACGCGUUGUGCUGUUGCUCGCGUGAUUUUUAAUUGGGUGUUUUUCAGCGGAGGCACUGUAAUUUGUGAGGAAGCUCUCCGGCGUAUUUUCAGCGUCAGGAAGUGAUUCGUACCGUAGGGGUUGACGACUGGCUUUUGAAACGGUCAUGGUGAAAACGACAACAUCGCGAUACCUCAAAACGCACGGAUGAAAUCGCGUAUGCUCCUAUGUUGCUACUGAAGUUGAAGCCUGGUUUUCUGUAUACAAAUAAAAUCUGUUUACUUGA